AUGAAACUGUCACUCUUUGUUUUGCUCUGCAGCGGUCUGCUGGCGCUGGUUGCUGGGUUUACUAAGGAUGACCACGAAAUAUUCCGACUUCGAGACGAGAUCCAGGCUUCCGAGGGUCCUGAGGUGACUUUUUACGAUUUCUUGGGGGUGAAGGCUAGCGCUUCUCAGGACGAGAUCGUCAAAGCCUACAGGAAGAAAUCCAGAAUUAUACAUCCCGACAAGGCAAAGCAGUCGCUCAUAGCCUCCAAGGCAAAGGCAACUUCCAAGCCACUACUCGGACUGAAAAACAAGGAACCAGGCGUUCACGUUAACAAAGCUCCCACGGAAAGCGAAAUUCAGACCGCGGUGAAGAAGGCUAGCGAGCGGUAUGCUCGACUCGGCGUUAUCACCGAGAUUCUGAAAGGACCUGGUCGCGAAAGAUACAAUUUCUUCCUGAGCAGCGGCUUCCCCAAAUGGAGGGGGACUGGAUAUUACUACGCCCGCUUUCGCCCUGGUCUGGGAUCAGUGCUGGUGGGCCUGUUUGCAUUUGGAGGAGGAUUGGUCCAUUACGCGGCUAUGUAUGUAAGCUGGCAGAGACAACGAGAUUACGCCGAACGGGUCAUUCGAGAUGCGAGACGAUCAGCCUGGGGCGACGACUCAGGAGUCAGAGGGAUUCCUGGCAUUGAUGGUGCAAUGACGGGAAUGACAGCUAGCCCCCCUGCUUCUUUGGCGCAAGAGAACGGUGCGGCGGUGCUUAAUCGACGCCAGAAGCGCAUGCAGGAGAGAGAAAACAAAAAGGAGAAAGACAAGAAAACAGGCAAGGGGCUUAAGCGGAGUGGCACAAGUACACCUACACCUAUUGAGUCGGAACCUGAACAGGGGCCCCAAGGGGCUAAGAAGAAAGUUCAAGCUCGCAAUGGGAAAGUUCUCAUCGUGGAUUCCGUGGGAAACGUUUAUGUGGAAGAAGAGGAUGACAACGGUGAAAGGGUGGAGCUUUUGCUAGAUCCAGAGGAGAUACCCAAGCCCACGUUCAGGCGGACGGUUUUGUUCCGCUUACCGGUGUGGACUUAUCAUAAGAUUCAGAGUCGCAUUGCCGGUGUUCAGUCGAACUAUGAGCAAUCUGAAUUGGAGGAUCUGGAGACUGCUAAUGACGGAGAGGAUGGAGACCCAGAAAUAAAGGAAGAUUCAAGGAAUGGAGCAGCACGAAAACGUGUCAAGAGGAAUGGCAAGGCGCACUGA
Molecule: messenger RNA, 1218 nt
Organism: Letharia columbiana
Lineage: Eukaryota; Fungi; Ascomycota; Lecanoromycetes; Lecanorales; Parmeliaceae
Exons: 2
Coding region: 1-1218 (405 amino acids)
Cellular component (GO): endomembrane system
Source: RefSeq, a predicted model, not a curated record